Molecule: messenger RNA, 2083 nt
Organism: Drosophila bipectinata
Lineage: Eukaryota; Metazoa; Arthropoda; Insecta; Diptera; Drosophilidae
Product: probable inactive protein kinase DDB_G0270444
Source: RefSeq, a predicted model, not a curated record
CAGGGGAUUGGGCAAUAGUGUUGGCAAACAAUGUCACUAUCAGUUAUUCAUCCAGCCUAUAUUUGCAUAGGAACCAACACCUCAGCUAGGGAAAUUUUAUUUUGAUUUCUGAUUAAAAAAAAAAGCCAAACAGACUUUUAACGAAAACACCCUACACAUAGCAGUCAACUCGUUAACCAAAUAAAAUUCCGUCAGUCUCGCUAGAAAUUGUUACGGGUAAAGUUAAAACAGAGCCCUACAGCGGGAGAGUGUUGUUCCAAAAUUAAGUUGAGUCCAUUGGAGCGUCCAGAUAGCUAUGAUGGCCAGCUGCGAUGUGCAGUCUUCUCCCUCCCAGGAGGAGUUAAAGCAGAAAGAAACAAUCAAGAAUGUUAAAAAUUCGGAGGAACGUGACCAAGCCAAAGCCAGUUCCCAAGAUGAAAUGACAGCGGCUGUGGCUUUGGCUGCAGCGGCGGCCAUUGAAACGGAUCCGUCGCCCAUAUCGGAGGGUGAGGUGCGAUCCGUCAGUUCUACCGCAAAAAUGACCAAAAUUCCUGGACCGGUACUGCCGGGACCCAGCGGAAGUUUCAUCCAGACUACCAAACGCCACUACAGCAGCGUCCUGCGCCUGGCCAAGAGCCACACCUCGGUGGCAAGUGGAAAAGAUCUAGAACGCGAUCAGAAUCGAAGCAACGGUUCUGGCCAGAACACCACCGAUGAUUCCGGCAUAAACAUGGAGUUUUCAAUAAGUGACGUGGAGCCGUCGUGCUCCGGGGAAAGUGGUCCCAUACUGGAGACAAUUCUCCAAGCGAUUCCGACCACCACCAGUGAACUGGAAAUGGAGCUAGCCGAGCAGCAAACUCUAAAGGAACUUCAACGUGUGGUCGCUGAAAUGGAGGCCGAAGUGGCCCUAGACGAUCUAGAGGAAAUGCAGAAAGAUGAAACGCAUUCAGAUGAACAACCAAUCUUCGAGGUACUGCCAGAGGUGGAGGCGGCAGUCGAAGAGGCCAACCAGGAGGGUAUCCAGAACUCUUUGGGAUAUGCCGAGCUCAAGUCACUGCACGAGCCAGAUCCUGGAGCAGCCGAGGAGGCAUCGAAGGAAUCAGUGAAGUUGGAGGAGUUCAAGCCAUCGCAGGACUUGUUUGAGCAGUUGGACUCGGAAGCUUCCACCGAGAAACCAACGACCUCUGGAGGAGGAGCCCCUCCAAAAUCCUUUAUCGAGGAGCAAUUGCAAAAGUCAGUGGAGGAGUCGAUUGUGGAUCCCUGCCUGGAGCGGGCAAAACAGCUAAUCGAAGAGCUGCAAGUGGCUUUGCGGGCUGCACCCGAAACUGACGAGGAGAAGUUCAAACGUGAACAAUUGGAGAACUCUGAUCCGGCAAGCCCAGCCGGAUUCCUGGGCCAGAAGUUCCCCCACCAGGUACAGGCAGAUGGAGCCACUGAAGUUGUGCCUGAAGUGGCAUCGACGGAGGUUGCGGAUGAGGACCUGUCCGCGACCUCGGAGGUGGCCUUGGUGGAGCGCCCAUCGCAGGUCAGCCACAUGGAUGGAUCAGUAGGCAGUGACCGCCGGAUGGUGAGCCUGGAGCAGCUGCUCGAUGCCGAACGUAAUGUGGAGCUGCUGCGUCAACUACUCCAGGGUGGACCCGAUGUGGAUGAAGCUGCAUCCGAUAUGAUCACCGAUACGGAGGCAUACAGUGAGGAGACGGAUUCCAUCGCGACUGAAGAGGACGACGACGAGGACGAAAACGAAAAUGAAAUUGUAACCGGGGACGAGGUGGCAUCCGAAAACACGGAGGAGGAAAUGAUGAAGGCUGAUUCCGAAACUGAAAAACCAUCCAGCUACCUCUUCGCCAUGAUGCAACGUCUCGCAGGAAAUAAGAUGGCCCGAAUCAGCUACCCCUUGCUGUUUUGUGGCCUGGCAAUCAGUUUGAUCUAUCUCUCGCGCAAGGUUUAAAACCUUUAAGGCUUUAAGUAAAACGCAACCUGACAUUCUUCAGUUCCGCACUUAAUACUACGACCAAUCGAACACAUCAAAAUCGCACGAACUUAUUAGCGUUGGGUUGCUCAAAAUAUAUCUAUUUUUUAAAUAAAAUUCAAAAUUAAACCAAAA